UAGCGACAGUUCCUCGUUCUCACUCCUUCGAUGAUUGAAAUUAUAUUGAGAUUUUACUUUAAAAAAAAACAAAAGUCUUAUUCAACCGUACCUACCUGUAUUUUGUUAGGUACCUAUUUAUUAGAAAUCUCAAUCAAAGGUUUAAAAUCAAGUCCGAAAUGAAAAGUUUUCUAGCCGAAUGAAUUGGUUUGUUUUUAUUGUCAACUUGAUCAUCUGUGAAAGUUAUGAUAAGAUUUACUCAUAAAUUCAGUUAACACUGUUAAUUAUUAAUCAGUAUAAGUAGUCCUAUGUAAAAAGUGAGAGAUGUCAAAUUAAUGAUGGUAAAUGAUAUCAAGUUGACUGGCGUUAUAGUAGUUUGAACAUUAGACAUAGAAUCAUCAACAUGAACGAUAAUUAUGUACAUGUUGAUAACAAUGUAUUCUAUGUUUCUGAAAAUAUUAUAGGUCCAUGUGACCAGAGUGCUGAUUACAAGCUAUUGGAUAAUGAAUUUAACUCAGUGUAUGAGGAGCAUUGCCAUUGUAAGGAGAUCUGUGUCCAAGCAACUUGCUUGUGUCUUCAGAGAUCCUGUGGUGACAACUAUCUUAUUUGUGAGACUGAUGGUCAGUUGAAGAACAAAGUUAAAUCAUAUCCAAUCUUUGAGUGCAGUGACAGCUGUUCUUGUUCAACAGAUUGUGGUAACAGGGUUGUACAAAAAGGACCUUUUGAAGGCCUUGAUAUCAGGAGAUGUGAGAAAGGAUUUGGUCUUUUUGCAACAUCUUUUAUUCCCUCUGGAACAUUCAUAUGUGAAUAUGCAGGAGAAGUAAUUACUCCAAGCCAGGCAUCUGUAAGACACCAUAACAAUAAGUUGCAAGGCAAAAUGAAUUACAUAUUUUAUCUUAGAGAGCUCUCUGGGCAUCAUCCUAUAGUGACUAUUAUUGAUCCAAGUACAUUUGGUAAUAUUGGAAGAUAUAUCAAUCACAGUUGUGAGCCCAACUGUCACAUUGUCCCGGUUAGGUGUGGUAGUCCUAUUCCGAAGCUAUCAAUAUUUGCCUUUGCAGAUAUUUCACCAAAUGAAGAAAUAACAUUCCACUAUGGCUUGAAUGAUGAUAAUAAUCCUGCAGUAAUGAGUGAUCGCAUUCCUUGUUUGUGUAGAAGUAAGAAUUGUUGUGGUUUUAUGCCUUUUCACAUUUAUUAAGUGUGUAUGAAGAAAAGGAGGACUGGAAACAGAAAAGGAAUUAUUUAUAAAAAAAACCUUAUGUAACUAUACAGAAGCUGAUAAAAAUGUAACAAAAAUAUAGGUAAUUAUUUAUAAACCAAAACAAUAAAAAAGCAAGUAAUUUACUAAAUAUCUUUUUUUUUUGUUAAAAUAUAAGCCUACUGAUGUAUGAAAUAUAAAUUAAGUAUCUUUUAUAAAUCUUUGUACAUAUAAGAAUAAAUAACAGUCACAGUA
This is a messenger RNA of Helicoverpa armigera (cotton bollworm), 1429 nucleotides long. RefSeq names its product probable histone-lysine N-methyltransferase set-23. Gene Ontology annotation, molecular function: zinc ion binding; protein binding; histone methyltransferase activity. The record is from RefSeq and is a predicted model, not a curated record. Gene Ontology annotation, cellular component: nucleus. Lineage: Eukaryota; Metazoa; Arthropoda; Insecta; Lepidoptera; Noctuidae. The coding region runs from base 383 to 1174 and encodes 263 amino acids. The transcript has a single exon.